AAAUCUUGAAAACAAAUCACAGUAACAUAAUGGAUGACCCCUUCAUCAGAGAGCACAUAGAGGAACUGCUGCGGAACAUUAGAACUCAAGUACUUAUCAAACUCAUCAAACCAUACACAAGAAUACACAUCCCUUUUAUUUCUAAGGAGCUGAAUAUUGAUGUUUGUGAUGUGGAAAGUCUGCUGGUCCAGUGCAUUUUGGAUAACACAAUCCACGGGCGAAUCGACCAAGUCAACCAGCUAUUAGAACUAGACUACCAGAAGAGAGGAGGGGCUCGCUACACAGCUUUAGACAAAUGGACAAAUCAGCUGAACUCUCUCAACCAAGCCAUUGUGAGCAAGCUCACAUGAUGCCAUUACAAAUCAAGAGACAAGGAAAAAUGGCAUGUUUGAAUACAUCCAUCAAGAAUGCUACUGUGCUUCAGACGAGACACCACAAGAUUUGAAUACAGGCACCGAUUUCAAGAAGACUGCGAGAACCCAGGGAAUGAGUUCAAACUGUGUUGUUUUGUCCUGAGAGGAAAUCACUGAGACUUGUUUUUCAUGUACCAGAUUGGCAGAUCCAUGUGCAGAUAUUUUGGUUGUCCAAUGUGUAUGAGAAAACAUACACAGUAUUUUAAUGUAUACUGUUGCCUGUUGGUAAUAAACAAAGUCCUCUCAGCACUUAAAAGAUUAGGCUUGAA
Entelurus aequoreus (snake pipefish) is the source of this 682-nucleotide messenger RNA. RefSeq names its product COP9 signalosome complex subunit 2-like. NCBI's taxonomy places the organism in Eukaryota, Metazoa, Chordata, Actinopteri, Syngnathiformes, Syngnathidae. The record is from RefSeq and is a predicted model, not a curated record. Bases 30 to 350 code for a protein of 106 amino acids. Gene Ontology annotation, cellular component: COP9 signalosome. The transcript is spliced from 4 exons. Gene Ontology annotation, biological process: protein deneddylation.